This is a messenger RNA of Spinacia oleracea (spinach), 2855 nucleotides long. RefSeq names its product glycine-rich domain-containing protein 1. The transcript has 8 exons. Bases 272 to 2602 code for a protein of 776 amino acids. The record is from RefSeq and is a predicted model, not a curated record. Lineage: Eukaryota; Viridiplantae; Streptophyta; Magnoliopsida; Caryophyllales; Amaranthaceae.
AUUUUACACCUACCAAACGAAGCCUUAAAAAAAAAAAAUCCAGUUUUAAACGUGUCAACAAACAGUCAAAGGUUGGAAACACAACAAUUCCUCGUUGAUAUACUCCGUAUUGAUUAGUCGUUAUUCACCUCCCCUCGGCCCCUCCACCCACAAAUCCACUCCUCCCUCCAAUUUCCCCACUCUCCCCCCUCCCAUAUUUGUCUCCUCUCACUAUUUCAAAUCCCCGGCCGAACAUUUUCCAAGUUCAUCAUCAAAAAUAAAAAAUAAAAAAAUGUCGGAAAUCAACGGCAGCAAUUCAGAAUUCCCGUCAACAAGAAGCAUCAGCAGCCUAAUUUCCGAAGAAGAAGCUGUCCUUGUCACCUUAGAUCUGGUGUCCGCCACCAGACGCAACCUCAAGUUCCUCCGCUACGUCGCUGAUUCUGAUUGGCUCCACCACCCCUCCACUCUCAUCGAAGCCAUCCGCAGAUAUGAGGAACUCUGGAUGCCGUUGAUAUCUGAUCUAACGGUUGGGCCGAACCAACGACCACCUAUGAUUCUCCCUCCAUUCGAUAUUGAGUGGGUUUGGUACUGCCACACCCUUAACCCGGUACAUUAUAAAGAUUACUGCAAAACGAGGUUCUCAAAGGUGAUAGGAAGGGCGACACUUUUCGACGAGGAGAAUGAGGAGUAUGCUGUUAAUAGGUGCAGGGAAAUAUGGAAAAAGAGGUACCCGAAUGAGGCAUUUGAGAAUGAAGUGGAAUCUCAAGUGUGUUUGGAAGUAGAGAAAAAAAGUGCCGAUGAGGAAAUAUUGAUGGGUGAGAUGAGGAAGCAAAGAGGUGUAUAUGAGAAGUUAUUUAGGGAGCCUUAUAUGGGAGAAAUAGUGUACUUAGUUGCAGCGAAGAGGAGGUACAAGAAAUUCUUACAAUUGGUGGUAAUGCAACAAAAUGAUGGUGACAGUGAUGAGUGUUCAUGUGUAUUAGUCCCCACUGUUGAUAUCUUGCUCAUGUGGCUCACUCAUCAGAGCUAUCCAACGGUAUAUGCAGCUGACACCAAGCACAUGGAAGACGAGCUACUGCUGAGGGUUGUGGGCCCAUGGGAUCAUUCAGUGAAAGAAGAAGACAUACAGGAAACAAAAAAGCUUUGGGAAGCAACUUUUGAUCAGCCAUAUGAGAAAGCUGGGGGUAGGCUAGCCGCUGAUUUGCGAGGCGGUAUUGCUGUCCAAACCUCGGUUUACUGGGUGGUUUCAGACUCUGAUGUUAAUAUUAAAUACAAGUCAUUGCACCCAAGAUUCUUACUAGAGGUAUGUGUAUUUGUGAGGCUGAGGUCACAUAUGGAUGCAACACAAGCAGAGAAGACGCGCGAGUUCUUGCGCCUGCGUAUGUUUAAAUGUCACAAAGAACUUAAGUCUGACAAACCUGUUUGGAGAUUCACUCCAGAUUCAUGGCAAAAGGCAUGGCAUUUCUAUUCUGAGUUUGGAACCAAGGGAGUCAACCUUGAGCUUCGCCAUCCAGGAAACAUCUGUUUCAAGGGGACUGGUUUGCUGGACAAUGUCUCUUUUUCGUGGGUAGACUUACUUCGUGCACCUUCUCUUGCAUUUGGAAGUGAAGUUGAUCAGAAAAUAAGGGUUUUUACUUCAAUUACUCCUCCUGUUCAAGCACCAUACCUGUUGAAAUGUGUCCCUGACCGCGUGAGUGAUGAUUCUGGUGCUAUGGUCUCUGAUGUAAUGCUUAAGCUAAAUCAGUAUCGACCUCAGGAAGGGAGAUGGUUGUCUCGGACUGUUCUGGAUCAUGCAGGAAGAGAAUGCUUUGUGGUUCGUCUAAGAGUUGGUGGAGGAUUUUGGAGAAGAGGGGGUGAGCGCCCGGAGGUGGUGGAAUGGGAAGACCGGAUUAUUGAGAUACGAGAAGGUCCUUGGUCUUACGUGGCAGGCUCUACAAUCGGGAAAGCCCCUGAUAAAGUGGUGGGAACAGCAAAGCCUACAGAGGAAUCAAAUGAGAGAAAAUCUUGGUGUUUCUCAACUGGGGAUGAACUUACAGUGCAGUGGGAAGCAGCAGCUUCCACGGGAGCUCUAAGCCUUACGCUUAACACCCAAAAUCCCGACUCUUUGGUAAAGUUGUUUAAGGGCCGGAAAAUGCAGUAUGAAGUGAGUAAAGAAGAAAGAAAACUACGUAAAACAGAAAACGAAGUAGAAGAAAAUGGGUUUGUGACUGUUGUUAGGUUUUCAGAUGAGAACCCAAAUGGAAAAGCUACUGCUCUUAUCAACUGGAAGCUUUUGGCAGUGGAGUUAUCGCCUGAAGAAGACGCUGUUUUUGUGCUGUUACUAUGCUUGGCAAUACUGAGAAGUGUUUCAGAGAUGAGAAAGGAAGAUGUGGGAGGAUUGUUAGUAAGGAGAAGAUUGAAAGAGAUCAAGCUUGGUGAGAAAGAUUGGGGUUCUGUCAUACUCCAUCCCUCUAAUUCAUGCACUACCACUACAUCUUCUCUUUCUUCGCCGCAUCUUCAGCCUUGGUAUUGGAAUGCCAAGACUGUAUUAGGACAUGAUCCUCGCGCUGAGCACACGUUGAACCAACCAAGUUUUUCUGUGGCCGAAGGUGAUGAAAAAUUGUACAAGAGAGGUAUUAUUUCAUGAUUCAUGAUUCAUGAAAUGGUACUUGAUUUCAUUUUUGUUUGUGUUUAUGGCCUAUAAUGCUAUUGUGAAAAAAUGACGGUCCGGGAUCGAUCAAGAGCGAGGUUGUACAUAAGUCUUUGGAGUUUGGAUGUAUCAUUUGAGAAAACAAUUCUAAAAACGAGUCAAAGACUCAAAGCUAAAGGAUUAAGGAUGUAUUGGCUUUAUAUGGAAUAAGAGUUUGUGAAUCAAAAAGUGAAAUAUAUGUCAAAAUCUA